This is a messenger RNA of Aplysia californica (California sea hare), 2609 nucleotides long. Its product is annotated as tumor suppressor candidate 3. Gene Ontology annotation, cellular component: oligosaccharyltransferase complex. Bases 29 to 1045 code for a protein of 338 amino acids. NCBI's taxonomy places the organism in Eukaryota, Metazoa, Mollusca, Gastropoda, Aplysiida, Aplysiidae. The record is from RefSeq and is a predicted model, not a curated record. The transcript is spliced from 11 exons.
CCAAUGAAAAAGUGCGUUUUAUCCACGUAUGUACUUCCGUUGGCAAAUCAAGAUGGCAGCCUACAUACAGCUUGUUCUCCUCUGGGGAUUUAUAGCAUUGCUAACUGCUUCGGUGCUCGCCGAAACGAAAAAGAAAGAGGAGUCUCUUGGUGACAAAGUUCACCAGUUGAUGGAAUGGAACAACAAAAAGUCUAUAAUUCGGCUCAAUGGGGACAAGUUCAAGCAGUAUGUACGGACAGCCCCUCGUAACUAUUCUGUGGUGGUUAUGCUGACAGCCCUUCAACCCCAAAGAGGCUGCUCUGUUUGCAGACAAGCCAAUGAUGAGUAUCAGAUUCUGGCCAACUCGUGGCGGUACUCACAGCACUACUCCAACAAGCUUUUCUUCACGCUUGUUGAUUAUGAUGAGGGUUCUGAUAUAUUUCAAAGUAUGAAGCUGAACACUGCCCCAGUGUUCAUGCAUUUCCCUUCUAAGGGAAAACCAAAGAAGGGAGACACACUAGAUAUUCACAGAGUUGGUUUUGCUGCUGAACAAUUAGCUAAAUGGGUUGGAGAAAGGACUGAUGUCCAGAUUCGAGUGUUCCGCCCACCAAACUACUCUGGCACAGUGGCUCUGGCCCUACUCUUUGCUACGAUUGGUGGCCUGCUGUACUUCAAGAGGAACAACCUGGAAUUCUUGUAUAACAAAACCUCCUGGGGAAUUAUAGCUCUUGCUGUGAUAUUUGCCAUGACCUCCGGACAGAUGUGGAACCACAUCCGAGGACCACCUGUGAUGCACAGGAACCCAAACACCGGCCAGAUGCACUACAUUCAUGGGAGCAGCCAAGGCCAGUUCAUCAUGGAGACCUACAUCGUGAUGUUGCUGAACACGGCUGUGGUGGUAGGCUUCAUCAUGCUGAAUGAGGCUCAGAGCAUGAAGGGGGAUCCAAGCAAGAAAAGGAUUCUGUCCCUAGUGGGCCUUGGCUGUGUCACCAUCUUUUUCAGUCUGCUGCUGUCGGUGUUCAGGUCCAAGUACCAAGGAUAUCCCUACAGCUUUUUAUUCAAGUAGUCGUGUGUACAAGCAAGAUUGUUUCAUCGUCUUUACAAGUACCUUACGUUGAGUGCUACAACAUCUAACUUUACUGCAUUAUGUACGCAAACAUCUGUAAUGAAGUCUCCAUCGUAAAGUGAAAAGUCACAAGAUGCAAGGUUGGCUAGUUGCCGGUGAAACUGAAGUUCUGUUUUUUGCUUUUGUAAUUGUAAGUUUAUGUUUGUCUAACUGAUUAUCAAUUGUUUUAAUUUUAUGACAUGAUGGGGUAUAAGACCGAAAGGAGGAGGAGCGAUUCAAAACAGUGUCACAAUUUUUCCUUCAUUGUUGAAAAAAAUGUAUCCAAGGAUGUGGAAACGCACUAUGUGAUAGUUGUAGACAGAUAUAUGUGAAUGAUGUGUUAUGUGUCGUGUCAUUGUAUCAGCAUGACCUUUGUGCUCAGUGUUGAAAGUUGUGAUAUGUAAGUAUACCGCAGUAUCCAAAGUGGGAAGCAUUAAAUCAACUACCAAUUUCUGGAAGGGGGGGGGGGGUUGUUCUUUGAAGAAAAACAUUUUUAAUGUUCAUUGCAUUAACAUGAUGGGAAUACUCAACAUGGAUUAUACAAAGAGGAAUGUCCUAGAGAAUCUGUUGGCUGUAAAAACCAAACCAUACAGUGUCACUGUCAAAUCAGAAUAUUAUUUUUGACAAUCAGAAGAAAGUUCUUUUUAUGAUUUGUGCAUCAUCAUGGGCCUACAACAGUUUGUGUUUCUGGACAGUGCUUAUUGACUAUCGACUGCUUACACAAAAUUACAUUAGGAUUGACUGAUUGACCAAAAGUGAAGGCGUGUCACUCUUAAUUGCUUAAUUGUUGUGUGUGAAGUUUUGUUUUCUUUGGUGGCUGUACUUGGUACCGUAUCUCAAAUGUAGAUGUUUUUAUUGCUCAGGUUUUCAUCUAUCUUCUUUUAGAUUCAUUCAAUCUUAUGUUGCCAUGUUCUCUGCUACAAUUAAGCAGUUAUCUACUCUACUUUUUCGUCACUCUGACACAGAUCCUAAAAUCCAGAUUUCCCACAACUCUUUUGGCCCUUUUGAAUUAAGGCAGAUCUUUAUAAUUAUACCAGCAUGAAUGUUGUUUUAAUCUGUGAGACUGAGAUGUUUUUUCAGAUGAAUGCUUGAGCAUUCUUUGUGAUUACAAUGUUUUUGAAAGACAUGUAUAAUCAAAAGAAAAUGAGUAAGAGUCAUCAAAAGGUUUGCUUUACUGGAAGGACCAAUCUCAAUAUGUUUGCGAAUGUAUUUUUUUCUUGCCAUAGUGCUUUACAAGAUUGUUCGUUUGGAGAAUGGGUUUGCAAAUGUGUUUAAAUAUUUGAAGUUGUUGUACUUUGAAGUAUCAGUUGAUAAGUGUUGAUGUUUUAUCCAGUUAUUGUCCUUGUUCGAAUGAUUUCAAAUUAAAUUAGCAAGUGUUCAUUCAUUUCUUUCUUUUUUAUGUUGCUGCUGUUAUCCUCGUAAUCUUUCAGUUUUUUGUGUGCUUACCUUUCAUUGGUAAGAUAACUUAUUUUUAAAAUAUUUUGAUUUAUUGUUUUGGGUAUUGAUAAUAAAGGGAAAAACUGUU